AUGAGUGUGCUCCUGCCGGAUAUGCUGGGGAUUUUCGCUGCGGCUCUCAUCUCAAUCGGCGGAUAUGCGGCUUCAUCGCUCCUGGCAGGCAGCCAGUCCACGUACAUCUGCCCGAUCGUCCUCAAUGGUUCGGCACGUCUUCAAGCCAUGAAGGCCGCCAACGUGGUGAUAGACUCAAUUCUCCUCAUUGGAAUCACCGAACUCUGCCGAAGUGGGACCGACGGUGAAGAGUCUCGAACAAACCGAACAGCUUUCUCUCUUGGAGCCGGUCUUCUGCUUGUUGCCUUGAUUUGGACUAUCAUUGGACAUUUCGUUCGGAACAGUCGCCCUGAACACAGCGGUCAGCCCUUUUUAGAUGCAAAGUACUCGCGCAGUGCUUUCGGUGAAGCGCUGUUGGUUGUCAUGUUUGUUCUAUCAAGCUUGCCAAUGCUAUCGCAUUUCGGGAUUCUCGGGGUAUCCAUCCUGAGCGGAUUUGUGUUCGUCUUCUUCCCGGCAAUGUCGACUCUUAUCUUUGAGCAGAUGCCAUUCCCAUACAUCUCCCAGAUUCAUGCCGCAAUCCCCGUCAUUGCGUCUUCAACGGGUGUAAUCCUGUUUCUUCUCUCCAGAAUAUUAUCGGAGGAGGAGUCAAAACCUCUCUAUCGCACCAACAUUGUGCUACAGAUCCUAUUCCUUCUCGUUGGUGGGGUCGGCCUAGCCUUUUCCAUGACCAAACAUCAUUUCCCUCACACUCAUCCGAUUGAUCUCCUGGUUCACAAGGCCACUCUCAACUACGACAACUACCUUCUGCAAGCGAGUGCCAGCAAAAACCUAGAAGACGCCGUUCGGGAAUAUCGGAAGAGGCAUCGUCAGCAUCCACCGCCUGGAUUUGAUAAGUGGUUUGAGUAUGCAACGAACCGGUCUUCGGUGAUCAUCGACGAUUUCGACCAGAUUCACGAGAAUAUUCUUCCAUUCAGAGCAAUUAGCCCUGCGGAGAUCCGGGAUAUGACACAAAAAUUAGCGACAAAUCCUUUCAACGACCUUGGAGCAAUCAGCAUUCGCAUGGGCCAGGUAAAAGUCCAAGAAGGGAUCAAACCAACACAUGCAUGGAUGGUGAAAGGAGCCGCCGAAAUGAUUGAAAAUUUCGCCCAGCACCUACCAGAUAUGGACCUUGUGUUCAAUCUCAAUGACGAGCCGCGAGUUGCGGUACCGUGGGAGAAGAUGUUGCUGUUGAAACAGGCGGCACAGGCACGCCCACCUAUCCCCCAAGAAGAUUUAUUAGACCGGUGGUCGGGAGACCGACAUCUUGGCUGGGCGCCAGUUGAACCCGCUGAUCAAACAAACCAGACAAUAUUUACAGACGGUGCUUGGAGGGGGGUUUUUGAUCCCUAUGUCAGUGCAGUCUGUCCACCCUCAUCCCGAGUCCGCACACGACGUGUAUGGAACCGGCACGACAUUUGCCUGAGCUGCGCGGCACCCCAUACAAUGGGCCAAUUCCCGUUGGAUUUCAAUCUCGCCACAGAAAUCUGUCAUCAACCUGAUCUCGCCUUUCUUCACGGCCUCUUGAUAUCGCCUGCGUCAUUCAAGGUGUCCCAAGAACUGAUCCCGGUGUUCAGCCAAAGUGCACUUGCUGGGUUCAGCGACAUCCUCUUUCCCAGUCCUUGGAAUUACAUGGACAAGAUUGAGUACAAGCCUUCAAAGGAGCAUCCAGACCCUGAGUUUGCGCAAAAGGACAAUUCUCUGUACUGGGUCGGUAGCACGUCCGAAGGCUACAGUCGCUUCAACGAGUGGAAGGGCAUGCCGCGACAGCGAUUCUCACACCUGAUCAAUAACAACACUCACAGCCAAGUCUCCGUGCUCUUACCCGCCGGUAAAGACCAAUACCAAUACAAAAUCAUGGAUGGAUCUGCUCCAGGCAAAGAGCUAAACCUGCGCACCGACGUUCACAUCGCCGACCCAAUUACUCGCUGCGGUGACUGCGAUACUCAGCGUGAUGAGCUGGGAACCCGCUCCUGGGUUAACUUCCAGGCACACUGGUCCCAUCGGUUCCUAUUUGAUCUUGACGGAGCAGGAUUCAGUGGCCGUUUUCUGCCUUUCCUGCAGAGUCACAGCCUUCCAUUGAGGACUGGUCUUUUCCGACAAUGGUUUGACUCUCGAGUAAUCUCUUGGCUGCACUUCGUCCCCGUCGACAUUCGUCUUCAUGGACUCUGGAGUACGUUGGCGUAUUUCGCUGGUGUACCCAGUCCCAAUGCUGGUGAACAUAAUACAAAGGAACCCAAAAUGCUCAUGGAUGCACAUGUGAAUGAAGGCUGGUGGAUCGCCGAGCAGGGCCGCAAGUGGACAGAGAUUGCACUUCGCAAGGAGGAUAUGGAGAUCUAUUUCUUCCGGCUGUUACUUGAAUGGGGUCGUAUUACGGAUGAUCAGAGAGAUGUGCUUGGGUUCAAGCUGUGA
This is a messenger RNA of Penicillium subrubescens, 2427 nucleotides long. RefSeq names its product putative capsular associated protein. The record is from RefSeq and is a predicted model, not a curated record. The coding region runs from base 1 to 2427 and encodes 808 amino acids. The transcript is spliced from 4 exons. NCBI's taxonomy places the organism in Eukaryota, Fungi, Ascomycota, Eurotiomycetes, Eurotiales, Aspergillaceae.